AUGCGCUUCCCAACCAACACCCUCCUCCCCCUCCUCCUCCCCCUCGCCAGCACCUCCCUCGGCGCCAUAACCUGCAAGCCCAAACCCGGCGCGAGCUCCAUCUCGUGGUCGGACCCACUCUCCCCGGCCGCCGCCGCCCAGCACACCUGCGCGAUCAAGACGAGCGCCGCGGACGAGUGCUGCCAGUACGCGCACGGCCGCAUCGGCAACGCCGUCUGCCUCACGGGGGACCCGCUCAGCUGCGACGGCGUGCACAGCGCCCUGAGCAAGAUGUACGGGCAGAGGAAGAAGCGCGGGGGGGAGUACAGCGCGACGACGGAGGUCACGUGCAGCGAUGAUGGCGGGAAGAAGGUGCUGACGAUCGUCACGGCGCCGGAGAAGUCGAUCACGCUGCCCCUGGCGCCGCAGCCGUUUUGCAGGAAGGGAGGUGAGGGGAAUAAGGCGGAGGUGGAGAGGGUUGCGCAGGCGUUUGGGGAUCUUUUUCACCCGGUUUGA
Hypoxylon fragiforme is the source of this 495-nucleotide messenger RNA. RefSeq lists its product as uncharacterized. The record is from RefSeq and is a predicted model, not a curated record. Lineage: Eukaryota; Fungi; Ascomycota; Sordariomycetes; Xylariales; Hypoxylaceae. Bases 1 to 495 code for a protein of 164 amino acids. The transcript has a single exon.